AACAGAGCUGCUGUGAGGAUGGGAACUCUUGUUAACAGUGCAGCGCGGCAGGCCGGUCCCUGACAGCAACCUGGAGAGCAGUCGAGUUAUUUUCGGGGCCUAUACUUCCGUCAUUUUAUAUCUCACUGGAUAAACACAGUGGAGGGUCUUUUUUUCGGGUACUCGUGUGCAAGACCGAUCGUGUUUCAGCUGGAUAAUUAAAUCAGUGCUUUGCUGGAGCUGGGGAACUUAGUUUUACCCCGAAGCCUGCCUGGAUGUUGUCCCUCUGAAAUAAGCAGACGUCAGACCUCGCCCGCCCGCCGCUGCUGCUGCUGUUAAAAUUUUUAUCGCAAUCUAAUCACAGCAUUGUUUUCGGGAUUACACUUCCGCUACGUGCACUAUGUAGCCAAGUGACUGGCAUGCUGGUGGCUAGCUGUUAGACGUUUAUCGGCUUUUUUAGUUUUAAACACCGUGCCUUGGCGGAAAGGAGAGGAUUUCGUUUUAUUUAAGGUCAUUUGAGGAUGAAUGAGCAGGAGAGUGGGGUGGUCUCCUUUGAUGAGUAUGUGCGGCAGAAAGCCCGCACUGUACCUCAGCACAGGAUGAAAGAGUUCCUGGAGUCUCUCGCCAAGGGCCCAGAGGUGCUGCAGGAGUUCAGCCAGCAGGGAGGGGCAGUGGCCACCACCACAGCCAUGGUGUACCAGCAGCAAGGCACCAACUGCAUCUACACAGACAGCACUGAGGUGGCCGGCUCUCUACUGGAGCUGGCUUGUCCGGUACAGGUGACCUCGUCAGACAUUUCACCUCAUAUGUCUGUGCAUCAAGAGUCAGAACAGCAGCUUCAAGUGCAGGUUCAGAUUGAGGAGCAACAUGGCCAAGCAGUUGGGCAGGUUCUUCAGGUGGCCUCCCCCUCACAGCAGGACCUGCAGGGAAUCUCAGCAGCCCAGCUUGUCCAGCAGGGAGAGCUCACAGAGGAGCAGCAGCAGCAGAUACAGGCGCAGUUGGUUGCAGCUGUAGCCGGAGGUCAACAGAUCCAGUUGUCAAGUGGCCAACAAAUUCAGUUACAAGGAACGCAACAUAUUCAGCUGCCAGGGGGGCAGCAAAUUCAACUCCAGGCUGGCCAACAGAUUCAGUUACAAGGUGGCCAACAGAUUCAGCUACAAGGGGGCCAACAGAUUCAACAGAUUCAACUACAGGGUGGCCAGCAGAUUCAACUACAGGGUGGCCAGCAGAUUCAACUACAGGGUGGCCAGCAGAUUCAACUACAGGGUGGCCAGCAGAUUCAACUACAGGGUGGCCAGCACAUUCAACUACAGGGUGGCCAACAGAUUCAGCUACAGGGUGGCCAGCAGAUUCAACUACCAGGGGGCCAACAGAUCCAGAUUCAGACCAUAGAGGCCAUGUCUCCACAGCAACAGGACUCUCUCAGGGAGGCAGAGAGGAGGUCCGGCACUGUCUCAACUGUUCUCCAACCUGCCAAGAAGCGUAAGGUGGAUGUCCCUUUGGCUGUGUCUUAUGCCGUUCCACAGGGCCAGCAGGUGGCCACAGUUCUAGCCAUCCCUCAAGGGCAGCAGCAAAGCUACGUGUCCCUACGACCAGAUUUGCUCACUGUUGACAGCGCCCAACUGUACAGUACUACAGGAACAAUCACAGGUCCCACAGGUGAGACUUGGACCAUCCCUGUGUACUCCACUCCACAGCAGCAGGGCGUAACUCAUAUUGCCAUACCACAGGAGACAUACAGCACAGUGCAGGUUACCACAGCCAAUGGUAAGGACAGACUGUCCCCCAGCUCCUCGUCAAGGUCUGGAGAUGUGCAGUCGGCCUCUGGUGGGACACAGGAGGAAAUAGUGCAGACGCUGUUUCCAGCGCAGUUCAUGAACGGGAACAUUCACAUCCCUGUGGCAGUGCAGACUGUAGGAGGGAGUUACAACACCACACAGUCUGUACACAUAUGGGACCCAAAUCAACAGCAGGGCCAAGGAGAAGAGGGACAAGAACAGCAGCUCCAUCUGCAGGGUCACAUAGAGACAGAGGCUCAUGCUGAACCUCCUGCAGAAAUUCUGGUUCCUGUCUGUCUGAAGCCAGAGGAAGGCCUCGAGGUCUGGCGCCUUUGGGCGCAGCGAAAAAAUGCUGAGAUGAAUAAGCAGGAAAAGACAAAGCUGGCACCAAUAGGACGUCGUCAGCCACUGCGUUUUCAAGAAGACUUGCUGUCCAGCGCCGUAGCUGAGCUGAACUUGGGUCUUGCCCUGAUGACGCAGGAAGCCAGAGGAUCGGAAGAGGAACAAUUUGCAUCCGAUGUGCUAUAUUAUGUUUUCUUGUGUAUACAAAAGUAUCUCUGUGAAAAUGGACGUGUGGAUGAUAUUUUCUCGGAUCCAUAUUACACACGUUUUUGUGGGUGUUUACACAAAAUCCUGGAGGGUUGGAAACCCAGUGUCCAUCCUUUAGGUUAUGUCAUUCCAAGUCAUGUGACAGAGGAGAUGCUGUGGGAGUGUAAACAGCUUGGUGCACAUUCACCAUCCACAUUGCUCACAACUCUAAUGUAUUUCAACACUAAGCAUUUCCGCCUGACUACACCUGAACAGCAUCUAAAAGUAGCUUUCACAAAGGUCCUGAGGCACACGAGGAAGAAUCCCGCGAAUGCCAAGGACAAAGCCACCAGUAUACGCCUUCUUAAAGGACAAGGUGCACACGGCGGACAGAAAGGAACCGAUGAAAUGUUUGAAGAGCAGAUCGAGGAUCCUGAUAAUCCUCUUCGUUGCCCCAUCAAACUUUAUGACUUUUAUCUCUUCAAAUGCCCUCAGAGCGUUAAGGGACGCAACGAUGCAUAUUACAUGACACCGGAGCCCGUCGUCGCACCCAACAGCCCGAUGUGGUACUCCUCUCAGCCCCUCACAAGUCAGCAGGUGGAGCACAUGCUGACACGCAUCAUCGUGGUCCGAGAGAUUCAGGAGAUCAUCGGCGCAGGUCCAGACAACAUGAGCUAAAGAGAGAGGACUGACUGGACCGAUGGGAACUUGUUCUGUUGACUAUGCAGUAUCCAUCCGGACUCUAAAAACCUCAAUGACCAUCUCAAAUCAAAUGAAACAACUUCUGAAACAAUCAUCAUCGCACUCUGAGGAGUGUAUCAUUACAGCAAAGAUUUUUUUUCCUCUUCUUACAUAUUCUGUUUUCAUCUGAUGUGGUGGGCUGUUCUUUCUCUUGACUACCUUUUGUAAGCCAUUGCCUCUGUGACCUGAACUGUACUGUAGGGGAGGCCUUAGCCUCACCACUGCUGGACUGUGAUUGACCUCCUGGACUGCAGCUCACCACAGGUGGUAGAUAUUCCUGUCAGUCUUAUAAAUAUAUGAGGAUAUUAUACCCUUCACUACUUAACCUCAGACCUUUAACCACCUCUUACUUCUCUUCAGGCCAGAGAGUCCCAUUAUGAUACGUCACAUCUUUCUGGACAAUUACAGGGACCACUUCCCACCGCGUUGUUUUGUAUACUGAUUGCAUUUUGGAUCAUUUAUCAAUUUGUUCAAAGCUGAAGAACUUGUGCCUGUUUUUCAAAAACGACGUCAUAAUUUAUGCUUGUGGAUCAACGAGUGAGCCGAACCUCAGAUAUUCACAAGGUCAAGUGCUAUAUUGUAGUUGUUCAGGAGAUUGGAAACAUAUUUCUCAGGUCAAAGCUAGUGAUUGAAACACCCAUCAAGGAUAUUUGCCAACGUAUUCCUGUAUGUAUAGUAGGUUAUUAAACAGGAUCUGCAGAUGGAAACGUCUUUGUUCAGCUAACACAAUAUUAAUCCUUGUAUCAAAAGUCAUGUCAAACAGUUCAAAAAUGGCAAGUAUUUAACCUGUGUUGUCUGUGGAAAUGUUGACAUUUGAAAUGAGGAUUAGUUGUGGGCCUUCUUAAAUUGAUUUGUGUCACCAACAGCAUCCAUUAGCCUAGUGGUGCCUCCCUUGAAAUGACAUGUACAUUUGAUUUGAACCGCAUUGAAAGAAAUAGUUGUGAUAAAGUUCUCCUUCUUUUGUUUAUUACUAAAAUGAGUUGUAUAGCACUGUACAGUCAU
Messenger RNA from Acanthopagrus latus (yellowfin seabream), 4028 nucleotides. Its product is annotated as glutamine-rich protein 1-like. The coding region runs from base 501 to 2963 and encodes 820 amino acids. The transcript has 12 exons. The record is from RefSeq and is a predicted model, not a curated record. NCBI's taxonomy places the organism in Eukaryota, Metazoa, Chordata, Actinopteri, Spariformes, Sparidae.